Vicugna pacos (alpaca) is the source of this 6911-nucleotide messenger RNA. The record is from RefSeq and is a predicted model, not a curated record. NCBI's taxonomy places the organism in Eukaryota, Metazoa, Chordata, Mammalia, Artiodactyla, Camelidae.
GGGGGUGGACGCUGGCCGACACCCAGCUGGCGCAGACUGUGCGGAGGCUCGAGCGGGGACCUCUGAGCGCGAGCCGCGGAGCCUGCGGCCUGAGCCAGAGGGGCCCAGAGCCAGCUCCUCGGGACCAGCGGCCUCGGGAAGCGGAGAGGAGAGAUUCUGGGAGACGAGCAAGCGGGAGAAGCAGCCCUCGGCCCGGAGCCUCGGAAGCCUGAGGCCAGUCAGCGGGCCCCGGCGGGGUAGGUGGUGCGUCUGCGGGCAUCCAGGCAGUUCUCGACCCUGCGGCCCGCUGAGAGCGGGGCUUGGGGGAGCCAGCCCGGGCCGAGGACACGAGAGAGCGACAGGGAGGGUUUGUCCGCGUCCCGGAGGUGGAGGGGCUGGGCUGCAGGGCCGCGGAGGCUGCUCCUGGAUGGGCGCCCACUGGGACUUGUGAGUUCUGGGUGUCCUGGGGGAGUAGGGGCGGCCGGCUGGGCUGUGGACAUUCCGCAUCCACUCCUCCCUCCACACCCGACACCCCUCCUCCUGUCGCCGCCUCGAGAUGGCGAGCGUGUCUCUAAAGUUGCAUUAGCACCUUGGUUCUCGAAUCUGAAUGUGUGCUGAGCCCUCCUCGGGUGUGCCCUGCGGAAUCACUCAGUGGAGUGUAGGAUAAGUCUGCGAGGCUUCUGUGCUGCUGCCUCGGUUGAGGGAGGAAGAGAUUGGGCCUGAGAAGGGAGGUGACGUGCCUAGGUCACCGAGUGUGUAGGUGGGAUUGCUGACAGGACCCAAACUCCCAGAGUUCACAUGUUCCCUUCCUGUGGAAUCUUUGAUUGUAAGAAAUUUAAAGAGAUAGAAAAUACUUUUUUGUUUUUGUGCUUCAUUUUAAUGAUGGCAAACUAUAUGAAAAAGAGUCAGUGUUUGUACUGACUAAUCAGAGUAACCUGAUCAUGUUGGAGUUACCGGGGUUCAGGUCCACCGUUAACAGUCUACGCUUUUCCAAGAGCAGCAGAAAAUGAAUGAGUCCCAGGGACCAGUGUCAUUCAAGGAUGUGGCCGUGGACUUCACCCAGGAGGAGUGGCAGCAGCUGGACUCCAAUGAGAAGACAACCUAUCGGGACGUGAUGCUGGAGAACUACAGCCACCUGGUCUCCGUGGGGUACGACAGCACCAAACCCAACGUGAUCGUCAAGUUGGAGCAGGGAGAAGAGCCUUGGACAGCAGCCGGUGAACUCCCGCGGCAGGCUCACCCAGAAGAAGUCUGGAAAGUUGACCUGAUAGAAGGAAGCCAAGAAAAUGGAGACAAACGUCCUGGGCAGGCUGUUGAUACCAGUGGCAGAGCCCUGUGCGAAGAGAGAGAGGAUGCAUAUGAUAAAACCUGUAACAUGGGAACAAGCUUUGUUCCUUCAAGUACAAUAUCUCUUAAUUGUGUCUCAUGUGGAAAGACUUUAGAAUCUGCUUCAGAAUUAAUUAUUAGUGAUGGAAGCUAUGCAAGGAAGAAACCUGAUGAGUGUAGUGAAUGUGGGAAGACAUAUCAUGGAGAGAAGCUCUAUGAAUUUCAUCAAAAUGGGGAAGCCUAUUCUCAAAAUGAAGAAAGUAUUCAGAAAAUUAAUAUCUUGGAGAAACCCUUUGAAUAUAACAAAUGCGCAGAAGCCUUAGACAGUGAAGCUGCAUUCAUGACUCAUAAGAGAGCUUAUGUGGGGGAGAAGCCCUAUGUGUGGAAUGAUUCUGGAUCAGACUUCAUCCAGAUGUCAAAUUUUAAUGUAUACCAGAGGUCUCAGAUGGAUUUGAAGCCCUUUGAAUGCAGUGAAUGUGGAAAAUCUUUCUGUAAAAAGUCAAAAUUCAUUAUACACCAGAGGGCUCACACAGGAGAGAAACCUUAUGGGUGUAAUGUAUGUGGGAAAUCCUUCAGCCAAAAAGGAACCCUCACUGUACAUCGGAGGUCACACCUAGAGGAGAAGCCCUAUAAAUGCAAUGAGUGCGGGAAAACCUUCUGUCAGAAGUUACAUCUCACUCAGCACCUGAGGACACACUCGGGAGAGAAGCCCUACGAAUGUAACGAAUGUGGGAAAACCUUCUGCCAGAAGACACAUCUCACCUUACACCAGAGGAACCAUUCAGGAGAGCGCCCCUACCCGUGUACCGAAUGUGGGAAGUCCUUCUCCCGCAAGUCAGCCCUCAGUGACCAUCAGAGGACGCACACAGGGGAGAAACUUUAUAAAUGUAAUGAAUGUGGGAAAUCCUACUACCGGAAGUCUACGCUCAUUACACAUCAGAGAACACACACGGGAGAGAAGCCCUAUCAGUGCAGCGAAUGUGGGAAAUUCUUCUCGCGGGUGUCAUACCUCACUAUACAUUAUAGAAGCCACUUAGAGGAGAAGCCCUAUGAAUGUCAUGAAUGUGGCAAAACCUUCAAUUUAAACUCAGCCUUCAUUCGGCAUCGGAAAGUACACACAGAUGAGAAGCCCCACGAAUGCAGUGAAUGUGGGAAGUUCUCUCGGUUCUCAUAUCUCACUGACCAUCACCCAGCUCAUUUAGGAGAGAAACCCUACGAAUGUAGUGAAUGUGGGAAAACCUUCCUUGAAAAUUCAACCUUCAGCGGGCAACAGUCACUUCCCAGAGGGGAGAAAUCCUACGAAUGUAACAUCUGUGGAAAGUUGUUCUCUGAGUUGACGUACUAUACUGCACACUACAGAAGUCAUUCCGAAGAGAAGCCCUAUGGAUGUAACGAGUGUGGGAAAACCUUCUCCCAUAAUUCAUCCCUCUUUAGACAUCAGAGGGUGCACACAGGGGAGAAGCCCUACGAGUGUUACGAGUGCGGUAAGUUCUUCUCUCAGAAGUCUUACCUCACCAUCCAUCAUCGAAUUCAUUCAGGAGAGAAGCCCUAUGAAUGUAGCAAGUGUGGGAAAGUCUUCUCUCGGAUGUCAAACCUCACUGUGCACUAUAGAAGCCAUUCAGGAGAGAAGCCCUAUGAAUGUAAUGAAUGUGGGAAGGUCUUUUCUCAGAAGUCAUACCUCACUGUGCAUUACAGAACUCAUUCAGGAGAGAAGCCCUAUGAAUGUAAUGAAUGUGGGAAAAAAUUCCACCACAGAUCAGCCUUCAACAGCCAUCAGAGAAUUCACAAGAGAGCAAAUAUGAAUGUACUUGAUGUGGGAAGUCUCCUCUGAAGUCAGAUCUCAUUUUAGAAAACCCUCUGCACAUAAUGAAUGUGGGAAACCCAGAUGGGAGUCAGAUACCACUGCUGAAUUCAUGUUUCUGGAGAAGGAAGAGCAUUUAGGCAUUAGAUUUAUUUUAAUCUGAGUUUUCACUGAGAAGAAUCCCUAAAAAUGCAUCAAGCAAAGCCUUCAGCGAGACCCUACAACUCACUGGAUGCUAGAUCAUUUAUACAAGAGUGAAACUCUAUAAAUAUUUAAUAUUUAUUUUGGAUUCCAAUUGUGUCUACAUAUCAGGGACUUGUACUACAGCAAAAUCUGUCUGAGUGAAUGUGGGAAACAUUGUCUUGGAAAUUGCUAUACUAAAAGCCAUAUUUCUGGUAUAAAAUCAGAUGCUUAUAGGGAUAUAUCAGAAGCUAUCAGCUCUGAAUGAACCUUCAUUGCAGAAAAUGAAGUUUAAAAAUCAUCUGGAGUUGAUAAUGAGGACAGUAGCAUUGAAUAUGUAUAUGACUGUCUCAUGUUUCAUAAGUGUGAUUAACUAAUUCUAUGCAAGUCUCUGAAAGUUUGGAUUUGAUACAGUUUGUGAAAAGGCAGUAUUCCUGUGUGAGCAUUAAGGUGGCAAAAUGUGCUAACAUAGGAUGUAUUGUUGGUGACACAUUUGAUAGGUACAAAAUGGCUGAAUACAUAAUUUUCUAUUCUUUAGAGAUAUUUUCAAAUGGGCUUUUAAUGAGUGCUUCAUCAGUAGAGGGGCCAGUGACUUUUGUAAAGUUUCCAACUGCAUUUGAGCAAAAAAAAAUGUGACUUAAAAAUACUGUUUUCAUAACCUAUGCAUAGAUCAUUUGGAAUCUGGUCUGUUCCGUGAAGGACCGCGGUGCUGCUCACGCUGGUGAGACAGGCCAGCUCUGCUGCCACUUGUUUUUUACCCCAUAGGUUUGAGUGUGCGACUGUUACGUGAUUCAGAAAUUUUAUGUUUUUAUUUGUUAUGAAUAUGGUGUCAUUAUUUUGUCCACUGUCUCUUAUCCCCAGUAUUUUGGAACAAAUUAAUACAAGUUUCCAGCAGGUAUUUUUGGUUGAUAACUCAGUGUCCUUUCUCCCCUCAUGUACUUGGAAGAGUUUAGUUACGUCUUCACGUAACACACGGCAAAUCCUGAGUAUAAUCUAAAACAACCCUGGUAACGUCCAUCUGGACAGCAGUAACUCAUUUAUAGUGGUUGCUUGACCCAGUCCUGGGUGACUAAAACUAACAUGGGGUCUGGAAAAAAGAUAGAACAGUGAUCAAAUGGGUCUUACUCCAGGAAUGUGAGGGUGUUUUAAUAAUUUAAAAGAAACAAUCACUGUAAUAUAUCACAUUGAAGGAAAGUAACCUAGUAUCCAGGGAACUCAUGGUAAACUCAACGUCAUUUUGUGUGGGUGGAAAGGAACUUCCUUUAUUGGAUAAAGAGUGUCUUAAACUACAACAAACAGCAUAUUAAAUAGUGAACUAUUAAAAGUUUUCUCCUAAGAUCAAAAAACCAGAGAAGGGUAUCCACUGUCACUGGUUGUAUUCAGUAUUGUGCGGAGGGACCUACCUGGGAAAGUAAGGGAAGAAAAAGGAGGAAAAGGCUUAAGGAUUAGAAAGAAGUAAAACUUACUUGCAGAUGACAUGAUUUUAUAUGUAGGAAUAUACAGGUAAUUAGGACUGAGUAAAUUUAGCAGGAUCCCUGCCUAGAAGGUCAUUUUGCAAGAGUUGGUUUUUAAUAUACCAGCAACAAACGCAGAAAAUGAAAAGUUUUAAAGCAAUACCACUUACAGUAGAAUCAGAAAUCCUUAAGUGCCUAGAGUGACAAGUUGCCUAACACUAUAUUUUCAAGAAUUCUAUCCAAAAAAAAAAGUUACGGAGCAGUGAGAGGGAGAUACCGUGUCCAUAGAUUCCAGGACAGUCUUAAAAAGGUGUCGGUUUUCCUUAGAUUAAUUCAUACAUUCAGUGCAAUCUUAAAAUCUUAGCAAGUUUUUUUAAACAAAUUCAUAUGUGAAUUCAAAAGACCAAUAAUAAUCAAAGCUGUGUUUUAGAGAAGACAAACUAGAGGUUAGAGUGUCAGGUGUCAAGAGCUGUUACAGCCAUAGUGAUUGGGGCAGCAUGGUUGGUGUUGGCGCAAAGUUAAGCUGACCAGUGAAGCAGAAUGUUGCUUCCAGAAACACCCAAGCAUACAGUCACUUGACUUCUGGUGAAGGUGAUGACGUAACAUGGGAAAGGAUGUUCUUUCCAAUAAGUGCUUCGUCAAUUAAAUUCGUAAUUUAAUAGAAAAUAGAGAAAUCAGCUGAGGUGGAGUGCAGUUCUAAGUAAGGAGUGUAAAAUAAGGAGGCUGUAACGAGAAAACCCGCACUGUAUAAUAACCACACGGGAAGCAAAGGUUUCUUAAGAUCCCAAAGGCACUAAAUUGUAAAACUAGUUAGUUUGAAUAUAUUAUGUUUAAGAACUUCUAUUUCUCAAAAAAGACACCAUUGAGAAAGUGAACAGGCAGGCCACAGAGGGGAGAAGGUACUUGAGUUCAUGCACGUAACAGCAGAACUGAAUGUGGAAGAGCAGUUGGCAAAGAGCGGUUUUUGGUGAGGGGCCUGGUUUCCUUCACGGCAGCUCAGCCUGGCCGUUGCAGCGUGAACGCCGUAAGACAAAACAGAUGAGCAUGUCUGUGUCGCAGUAAGACUAUUCCCAGACUGGGUUUGGCCAGCAGGCCGUAGCUGCUGACCCCUGAUCCAAAAUAAACACCUAUAGAUCAACAAGAAAAAAAUAGAAAAUGGGCAAAGGACUUGGACAGCCAUCUCACAAGAUAGACUAUCCAGAUGGCCAAUAAACAUUUGAGGAGGUAUGUUAAUUUUGUUAGUAAUCUGGGAAAUGGCAGAUUUAAGACACCACAUGUCACUAUUGCCCACCCUCUGAAAUGGUGACAAUGAAAAGCAGAAAGAAUCUAGCAUGGAGCUUUGGCAAGGAGAUGACGAGCUGGCCGACACUGGUGCUGCCCGCUGAUAGGCCCGUGCGGAGAGCGGGCACUUCAGGCCACAUCUGUGUGUUCACCCCUCUAACCCAGAACUGGCAGACACGUGUGGGUGUGUCCCCUGUGCAUGGACGUGUCCACCAAAGGACACGCCCGAGACUUUUCGUGGCAUAAAACCGCGAAACGAUAGAAGACGCCCAGGCAGUAGAGCUUUGCGUGUAAGAGCUGUGUUUUCCUGCAUGCGGUACUGUAGAGUGAGGAGGGUGACCAGGUGCAAGCACAGGUGACAGCCGCUCGGCAUGAGAACAGGCAGAACUUGCCCAUGCAGAUAGAAGCCCAGAUAGCAGCCAGCCUUGGACAAGGCCGCUAAGGUGUGUUUACCUGGUGCUGGUAAUUGGUUCCUAAGUCUGGGUGCUGAAUAUCUUGAGUGUUGUGUGCACUUAAGAUACGUGUAUUUUCCUGCAUGUAUAUUACACUUCCAUAAAAAUUUUUUAAAAAUCACAAAUGUCUACCAUUUUUGUUGCUCAGCACUCUUGCCAUAUUUUUCUAAAUGUUUAUGGAUAUGCUGAUUAGCAGGAAUUAAAUGGUAGAUUUUGCAUAAUUUUGUGCAGGGAAUACUCUUAAAGUAGUUCAGUGGCAACUACUAAGAUUUCCUACCCUGUGACCUUAAAGUUUAAUAUAAUUUUCAGUAAAUAUUUGAAAAGGUCACAGGGCAUUAUCUGUUGUCAUCCUACCCUUUUUUGUAUAUAAAUGGGUCUGGCUUGUAUAAGUAGGUCUGGACUGCCUCUUCAAUAAAGAACUGAUGUGUGUAAACCUUU